CGGCGGCGGCGGCCGGAGCUGGAGGGGGAGGAGGGGAGGAACCUGAUCUCUCCGGUAGCGAAGGGCUGGAGGCAAACACCGAGUUACCCCAGAGCCGCCCGGGAGCAGGGAGGGCUCCGCUACCCCGGGGGCCCUCCCCGCGGGGCAGAUGAGUUCAGUAUUCAGACUCUCUGAGCUGUGUUUUGGGUCACCCAAGCAUUCCAUCCUCCUGACUUUCCACAACAUACUGGAUUCAUAACUCACUCCAUACUUGAGAACAUGGGGAUUGGAAUAAGCUUGUAAGAAAAGUUAUUUCGGCCACUCUUCUCCAAGCGCCUCAGGAGAACCCCUCAGGUGCUCACACUUCAGCCUGAGAUGCGGCCGGUCAGUCAUUCAGGAGAGUUCAGCGUCGAAGACCCCCAAGGGAGAAUCGCCGACGCGCACGCGUCUCACCGCUGCAAGCAGAGGUAGCGAUGCGAGACGAGGAGAGCGGACGGCCCAAGCAGGGCCGCGGGCCCUUUAAGAACAAGCCACGCCCCUCCCCUCCUCCCGGAGCGGCCGGCGGUCGGUGGCGGCCGCUACGGUGCUGACAAGAUGGCGGCUGGCGGGGCUGUUGCUGUGGCGCCCGAGUGCCGGCUUUUGCCCUACGCGCUACACAAGUGGAGCUCCUUCUCCUCUACCUACCUUCCCGAGAACAUUUUAGUGGAUAAACCAAAUGACCAAUCUUCAAGGUGGUCGUCAGAGAGCAACUACCCUCCCCAGUACUUGAUUCUGAAGCUUGAAAGGCCUGCUAUUGUCCAGAAUAUCACAUUUGGAAAAUAUGAGAAAACUCAUGUCUGCAAUUUGAAGAAAUUUAAAGUCUUUGGCGGAAUGAAUGAAGAAAACAUGACAGAGCUAUUGUCCAGUGGCUUAAAGAAUGAUUAUAACAAAGAAACAUUUACCUUGAAGCAUAAAAUUGAUGAACAGAUGUUUCCUUGUCGAUUCAUUAAAAUAGUUCCACUCUUAUCAUGGGGACCCAGCUUUAACUUUAGCAUCUGGUAUGUUGAACUUAGUGGCAUUGAUGAUCCCGAUGUAGUACAACCUUGUCUCAACUGGUAUAGCAAGUACCGUGAACAGGAAGCCAUUCGCCUUUGCCUAAAACACUUCAGACAACAUAACUAUACAGAGGCCUUUGAAUCGCUGCAAAAGAAAACCAAGAUUGCCCUGGAGCAUCCCAUGUUAACAGAUCUGCACGAUAAAUUGGUAUUGAAGGGUGAUUUUGAUGCUUGUGAAGAAUUGAUUGAAAAAGCUGUAAAUGAUGGCUUGUUCAAUCAGUAUAUCAGUCAACAGGAAUAUAAGCCACGAUGGAGUCAAAUCAUUCCCAAAAGCACCAAAGGUGAUGGAGAAGAUAACCGACCAGGAAUGAGAGGAGGCCAUCAAAUGGUUAUUGAUGUUCAAACAGAGACCGUUUAUUUGUUUGGUGGCUGGGAUGGAACACAAGAUCUUGCUGACUUCUGGGCAUACAGUGUGAAGGAGAACCAGUGGACGUGUAUCUCUAGAGACACUGAGAAAGAGAAUGGUCCUAGUGCUAGAUCAUGUCAUAAAAUGUGCAUUGACAUUCAACGAAGGCAAAUCUACACAUUGGGACGUUAUUUGGAUUCCUCUGUGAGGAACAGCAAAUCUUUGAAAAGUGACUUCUAUCGUUAUGACAUUGACACAAACACAUGGAUGUUACUCAGUGAGGAUACUGCUGCUGAUGGAGGACCGAAAUUGGUGUUUGAUCAUCAGAUGUGUAUGGACUCCGAAAAACAUAUGAUCUACACCUUUGGUGGUAGAAUUUUAACCUGUAAUGGCAGCGUAGACGACAGCAGAGCCAGUGAACCACAAUUCAGUGGGUUAUUUGCUUUCAACUGUCAGUGCCAAACCUGGAAACUUCUUCGAGAAGACUCCUGUAAUGCUGGGCCUGAGGACAUCCAGUCUCGGAUAGGACACUGCAUGCUAUUCCACUCAAAAAAUCGUUGCUUAUACGUGUUUGGUGGCCAGCGAUCGAAGACCUAUUUGAAUGAUUUCUUUAGUUAUGAUGUGGACUCUGAUCAUGUAGACAUAAUAUCAGAUGGUACCAAGAAAGACUCUGGAAUGGUUCCGAUGACAGGAUUCACACAGAGAGCAACUAUUGAUCCAGAACUGAAUGAAAUACAUGUCUUAUCUGGACUCAGCAAAGACAAGGAAAAAAGGGAAGAGAAUGUCAGAAAUUCUUUCUGGAUUUAUGACAUUGUGAGGAAUAGUUGGUCUUGUGUCUAUAAGAAUGAUCAAGCUGCAAAGGACAAUCCAAGUAAAAGUCUUCAGGAGGAAGAACCAUGUCCAAGAUUUGCCCAUCAGCUUGUAUAUGAUGAAUUACACAAGGUUCAUUAUUUAUUUGGUGGAAAUCCAGGAAAAUCUUGCUCCCCAAAGAUGAGAUUAGAUGACUUCUGGUCACUGAAAUUGUGUAGGCCUUCAAAAGAUUACUUACUGAGGCAUUGCAAGUACCUCAUAAGAAAACACAGGUUUGAAGAAAAGGCCCAAAUGGAUCCCCUUAGUGCUCUGAAAUAUUUACAAAAUGAUCUUUAUAUAACUGUGGAUCAUUCAGACCCAGAAGAGACAAAAGAGUUUCAGCUCCUAGCUUCAGCUCUGUUCAAAUCUGGUUCAGAUUUCACAGCUCUAGGCUUUUCGGAUGUGGAUCACACCUAUGCUCAAAGAACUCAGCUCUUUGACACCUUAGUAAAUUUCUUUCCUGACAGCAUGACUCCUCCUAAAGGCAACCUGGUGGACCUCAUCACACUGUGACUGAAGAGUCUGUGGACAGAAAUGGAGCACAGGAGUCUGCUUUCAGUAUUUUGGAUUUCAACUCUGUUAAUUGACAAUUAGGCUGCAGUGAACAAGGACUGCACCAGAAUUCUGAAGGGAUCUUUGCUGUCACAAAUUUUAACCCUCUUCCUUCAUACCUGACCUCAACCCUGUAGUCCUCAUCCCAUUCCUAAAUUAGGCUAAUAAAGUGAAUUGAUAUACUUUCCAUUUAAAUAUAUAUAUAUUUUUUCUUACUUUAACUUUUAAGAAUUCAUGAGUAUAAAAGAAUAAUCAGGCAGUAUACCCUUUUCUGAUUUUUAUUUCAUUUUUAUAAAAUUGGGGCAGGUAAGCACUGUUCACAGACUCAGUGCUACAGGAGUUGUGAUUUUGUUGUUGUUGGGUUGUUUGGCCUUUCUUCUUUCUCCUUCCUUCCCAUUUCACUUUACCUCGCAUCACACAACUGCUUGUAAGUGGUAUGUAUCAUUUGUUCACCUCUUUACUUCAUUCUAUAUAGUUCUAUAGGGCAAUUAAUAUAUGUUUAAGUGAUACAUGUGUCUUUGUUGACUAGAGUCUUGUGUUACAUUAAACAAUAGGAGGAACAGAGGGCUCAAAUUUAUGCUUCUUGUCAUAGAACUAAAAAGUGAAACCCAAGAUUGAUCCAGGCACUCGUCUGAGAUUGGUAUAUAGUAUUUCUGUAAUGAUAUAUUUUAUAGUGGAUAUUCAAAGCUUUGAGUCACAGAAACCUUAAACUGAGGAGAGAAUAUAGUUCAGAACCUUUAAGAGCCAUUCUCAAAAUUACCAGCAGGACGAUUUUAGUAGUGAUUAAUAUGUUCUUUGAUAUCUUUGUAGCAAUUUUGGAAGAAAAUGACUCUUUCCCCUGGUAGGGCUGUGCAGAACCAGGGCUUCCAUUUCUUCCUUGUGCUAGCUCUUUGUAGCAUUUUCAUUUGGGAGGAUGGAUUUCCAGAGCGAUGCGUUUGUUUAUUUCUAUGUACGUUGGCUCCCUACAUCUGCUUCUGUAUUUUAAAGAAUAAUGGUUUCUAAGUUGUCCAGGGGAAUACAACUGACAGGCAUUUCAUUAAGCACACAGACCAGGCUCUUUUUAAUGGAAAAAAAAAGAAAAUAAUGGUGCAAGUAUUUUUUUUUAAUUAAACUAAAAGGCAGAUGAGCUUUUCCACCGUUCCGUUUUGUUUUGUUUUUUUGAAGGAUGAAAAUAUGUAUCAUUACAUGUGAUGCUGUGGAAUGUCACAUAGGAAACCUAUUCCUGGCCAGUGCUUACAUUUGGUCAAAAAGUGUGCUGUAUGCAACUGAUACCCACCAUGCUUAAAACAGAAUAAGUAUAAUAAACGUCCAUCAGUCCAGUGACUCUUACAAGUGAAUGACUUUAGAGAAUUUAAAGUAGCAAGAUUAGGCCUCACCAAAGAAAGAAGAAAUUGCUUUGCACUUUGGAAACAUCUCGUGUAUAGGAAUGAGACUUUGAGAUCCCUCUUCAGUCUGUCCUUAUUGCAUGGUUUCAUGAUAUUUGGGGAUGGAUAGAAAUAUAUCUGUCCUAGUUCUAGGCUUGAAUCUUGGGCUCCUUGACUUUCCAGGCAUCCCAAAGCAAUCAGUAGUGAUUUAUUAAACAAACAGAUAUGUUCAUUACCUUGUGAAUGAUAUAGUAUAUAAUACAAUUAGUACCAAACUGUGUAGCUGCAGAAUAACCAAUUGACUUUACAAGUAAGUAGAAUCUAAUUACAUACAUAUAGUUUCAUAAAAAGGCUUCCCUGAAUGACAGUCAAGAACAAAAAAUAGUAAUAUUGCUAAUAUUGUAGCCUAUUGAAUCUCAUUUUAUGGAAACAGGUUCAAAUCAUAGAAUCGAGAGGAAAGAACUUGGUAAGAGUUUCUAAAUGUAAAAUCUCUAGUGUUGCUUACUGUGAAUUCUGGCACUUUAAAAACAAUAACCAAAUGGACUUGUGCUGCCCUCCAACAUUUAUUUUUAUAGUGCUUUUUUGGGUCAUUUUUUCGUUCGUUCCUUAGGCUCCAUAUUUGGAGGAAACUGUUCUUUACCUCAAUAAUUUUGCUUGUUUUUAUUUUUCCCUGACUCUCCACUAGUUGUUUUCUAAACAUAUGUUUGUUCUAAUUUCAUCUUUCCUCACUUUAAGUGGAACUUUUCCCCUUUUCUUCACUUACAGAAUUUUUUUUCACUAACAUGUUUAAAUGGCGUUGAGUCAUAGCAAACCAUUUAGUAUUGCUUAAGUGACAUAGACUGUAUUUAAGAGGUUAUUGACACAAUAAGUCGGAAUUUGUACCGUGGAGCUUUAAUGGGGCACUGCUGGUUAUGAUUACAGGAGAAUGUAGGGCUUCAUUAUAUCCAAGACCAAUACUGAAACAUUAACUCACAUUUCACAUCAGAACGCUGAUUUGAAACUUGUUUAUAUAUUUAGUGAGAAUCUACAUGUAUUUCCAAGUAUUCUAUUCUAGCAGUAUAUUAUAAUCUAAAUAAUCUAAUUUGGUAUUUAGAUGCCUUGUUGGUAGGUAGCCAAGUAGCUAUGCUUUACUACUUAAAUAUUCUUUCACUCUAGUUUAGUGAGUCCCAGAUUGAAACACUUGGUCUUAGAUGUAUUAGUGGGAUACCAUUUGCUCGAUUUCAUUAUCCCUAGCUUCAAGUUCAUUCCCAUUUCUUUUUCCUGAUGGAAUAUAUUAUUCCAGAAUAUCAAACUAGAAAUCAUUUAAACUAGAAAUACACUAGAUCUCUAACAUUAUUUUCAGUGCUUGUACCUAAUGAGAAAUUAUCUGAUUUACAAUAUACCUCUAAACUGCAUUUGCAUUUUGUGGAAUGACAGAGACCUCUUGUGGCCAGCUUGAUUAAUUCAAACAUAUCAAUCUCUUAUGAAGCAAAGGAAUUCAGACUUGGGUGCCUAACUCUAUGGUAAAGCUGACAGUAUUGAUCUUUAGCAAGAUUGUCUUUUUAGACCUGGUUUUCAUUAAAACUGACUUGUCUGUGUCUAAUUAAAAAGUGAUAGAAAACAUUGGAAAGUUAAUUCACUGAUUUAUCAUGGAAAGGCUUGUUAGGUUUAGAGUUCGGUGAUUUGUUUAAGAUCAUAAAACUACAUUCUUUGGUGAAAUACAUCUUUUGAGUAUAAAUGGUUUGCCAGCUUAUCUUUCCAGUGGAUUUCUUCACAUCUGCCUUAAAAGUGCUAUUUUUAAAAAAAAAAAAAAGCACUAUUUAGAGAUACAUUAAUAGAGUUUCAUGUAAUAAAACAGUUUUAAAAUCUAAUUUACAAACAGAAACUUGUUUGAGGCACUUAAUCAUUUGGUAAGAGAUUGAGAAUGAUGCUUAAUGAAUCAAAGAGCAGUUAGAUUGGAGUAUGUUCCUGAUUUUAUUCUCUGAAUUAUACUCAAUUUCCUGGUAAUUACAUGAAGAUGUUACCCUAUAAUUAUUCUUAACACUAUAUGAAAUUCAUUGGGUAAUUGUGGGUCAUUUGAUUAUUUCCUGGGUGAAUGUUGUGUUAACUCUUUAGCUGGCUGAAUGUUGCAAAGCAAGUGAGAAUUAUGGUUUGAAGUGAUUUCUAUGGGAGGGGAUCAUUACGAUGUGUACUCUAAACAAAGUUAUGUAACUAUAAAAAAAAAUCUUUUGUAAACCUUCUUUUCUUAAAAAUACAUGUUCUGACGCAGUUUCAUCCUUUUGUAGAAAUUGACCUGAACUUUCAUUAAGUUUUAAAUUCUUGAAAUAGUCCUUGAUCUGAGAUGUCAGGCUCCCUCACAAGAAGUUUAUAGUUAUUAGCAGAGUAAUAUAGAGGGUCUGCAUGAGACCAUAGUUGUAGAUUAGAUCUUUGGGUUCUUUCAGGCAAAAGGUUUGUAGUCCUUCUUAGUCAAAUAACAUUAUUCUUUUGUGAUUUUUUACUAUGGCCUAUAUUUCCCUGUGAUGUGGAUUAAUGAUGAAAUGAUAUGGCUAUGCAAAGCUUCUAGUCUAGAGGUAUUUCAUUUGAAGGUGGGAGUUUCAAAGUUUGUUGAAAUAAUUAAUUAGGAGCCAAGUAGACCAGCUGAAUGAAGUCACCGGUGUUUGUUUUGUUGGAGAGGACUUAUUAUUGUAGUUUAUUGAUUUCUCCACCAAAUGCUCUUUUAUUUUUCCCCAAAAAUGCUAUCUUAAGAGAUUUUAUUUAUAGAUUAUUUUUAAAUUACAUAUAAUGCCUUGAUUUCUUCCUACCCACCAAAUACUAUGAAUUGUGUUUCCAUUAUUUUUCUUAGCUAAUCUGACUUUAUUCUGGGCUUUUUUUUAGCCCUACCCUUCCUAGGUUUUUGUGUGGCAUUGCUUACAAGUGCUGUAAUGCUUGCAAAGAAAAGGUCAAAAUCAUUCUAAGGCAAACAUACUCUUUUAUCUUUGUUUAUGACAACAGAUUAGUGAAAUUAAAAAUUGUGCAUUAUUAAAGAAUUUACAACCUUUAGAGACUGCUAUAAAACUACUUGAAUCAUUUUAAUUAGAGGAAUAGUAAUAUGGCUGUAGCAGCUUUAAUGGAGGAGCCAGUGUUGGCUGCUUUCCCUGGCACUAAGUACAGUCAUAAAACUGUUGAUAAUGUGCAAGUUUCAUAGUAGAGCUUAUGAAAUUCAGCAUGUCACCAGAAUUUUCAUUUGCCUAUUGUCUUUUCUCUCUGUUUUUUAGAUUUUUUUUCCUACUCCCACCUCCUCUGAGUAGCAUUGAUUUUCUACUAAAGUUGGAAUUUGUGUUAAGAAUUGACUUUCAAUUUCUGAGAUAAAACAUCAGGAAUAGCUUUGAUUGCUAUAAAAUUGCUGGUAUUCAUUCGUUUUUUUUUCUUAAGUAAAAAUAGUGCCGUCUAAUAAAUGUCUCUUCCCCUUAAGAAUGUGAAUUUAGCUCAGAUUCUGAAUGACUGAAUCUUAUUCCCAGACAAUCCUUUGACGAUAGAUUUUAUAGCCCUAACCUAAGGAGUCAUUGGAGGCUAUAGUAAGUCAGAUUUUCUUGUGGUGCAGAGAGAAAUGCCCUUGUGGGAGAUCAUGUCACUCCAUGUCUUUCUCUAUUAGGUAGUACUUUAAAGUUACAGGUCUUGAACUGGAUUCCAAGUCAACUUAAAAACAUGAAAAUCAAGGUUAGUUCUAGUUUAUCUUCCACAGUAGAGUCAUUAUUUAGAAAGAAGUUUUACAAAUAUACUAUCAUGUCUUCUAACACUGCCUAGCUUGAUAGAAAACAGAAUGUUAUAUGGAUGUUAUCUGAGAGCUAUGGGUCAAGAACAAAAGAAGGGGAGAGUGUUUAGUAGGGAAGUAGACCAGUUGUAAAGUAUCAUUUGGAAUGACAAAAUACUUUGUCUUCCUUUUUAUCUGCUCUUCAAACAAUCUCAAUGAACUAUUAAACAUUUGUAUGCAGUAUCCUAUCUUGCCUGUCUGUGGCAUUCUCACUUGCAGAUAUUGAACCUCAGGAACAGAGCUAGACAGGACAAUUGAGUGUAUGGCAGAGAAGAAAAAAUAGGUGCUUUUUGCUCAUGGAUUUGAAGGUCCACAAAUCUCAAUGAGGAAGAAAGCUCUUCAUUUCUAACCCUAAAUUAAUUUAAUCCAGUGCUGAGAAGACUAUCAAAAGGGAUCAAAGCUCAGUUAUUCUGAGUAGUCUUUGGAAAGCAACAUUUCUUGCUUGGUUGCUUUUCUCACCGUCUCCCAAAUAGCUGAUAGAGAUCUUGAAACAGGCAGCCCAGUGUAAUGGGCUCUGGAUCCUCAACAGCUUCUUACAUACAGCCAAUUCCUUGAUGCAGAUCCAGAGGGAAAACCAGCAAUAAAACAGUUUUACUUGCAGUUUUUAGACUCCAGGGGACUUGCUUUUUCAUCGGGUUUAAGCUCUUGCAACACAGCUCUGUACCAUCUGGGAUGCUAGCAUUCGCAGCAGUUAGUUUUUGAUAACCUGAGUGGUCUGCCACACGAAUACCAGCCUAAGAAGAUCAUCAUUCUUCAGUUUCACUCAGUGCUUAAUGAAUGCCAGGUUAAUUUGCAGGAAGGAAAAAUACUGUGUGACAUACUGAACAGGCCUCUGUGCUUGAUUAAGGAAUUGCUCAAGUAGCCAAUUUUGAGCUUACCUUCUCUUCUUUGUUAACAAAUCUCAAGAAAGCCUUUGUUACAGUUUAGCUAGUGUCAUUUGGUUGGUGUUCAUUUUCUAGCCCUUUAUAAUGGAAGAAAAAUUGUCAUCUUGUGUUUAACUUCUAACCCAUACAGAAUUGAACUGACAUCAAAUUUAGUUUCCAUGUUUUAAAAUAAAUUAAUUAUACAUAAUCCGAAGGGUCUCUGUUUAUUCUACUUUGCCAAGAACUACAUGAGUUCUGGGCUUGGCAUUAGAAGAAUUUAAUAGUUUUGAUUUAUUCUUUAGGUUUCCUCCACAUCUGGUAAGGUGAUUAAUUAAAUUAGAGAAGGUAUCUAGAAUUAGUUUAAUUCCAUUGCAACUGGUAGAGCUUUAUAAAUUCAUUUUGCAACAAAGAAGAGGAUUUUAUACCAUCAGGGCCAUACCAUCAGAUUUUGGCAAGUGACUGUUUCAGCAUGUUGCCGUAUAGUUGUUGUAUUUACCUCCUUAAGAUAAAGGGGGCAACUGAGGACAGGGUUGUACAAUUUAACAUUUUUUUAAUUGCCUACUUUAGAAGUUUUAGGGUACUUGCACCUUUGUAAAGGCUUAGCUUAAAUUUACACAUACAGAUUAGCUAUACUUGUAAGAGCACUGAAUGCAAAGACAUACUAAAGUACUUGUGUGCCCAACCCCAAAUUUGAUAGUAGGAUAUCAAAGUCCAAAAUUUUAAAUAUAAGUAGUCUUCUGUAGGGAAGAUAGGUGUUUUUAAAAAUCAUGCACUUGGUCUCCUUUUUGAGAUAUUUUCCUUUCCCAGAAAAAUGAUUUUGAUGACAGUUGUAAAUUGUUUUCUCCCUCAGUUGUAAACCAAACAUUUAGAGAAAUCACAGUGGACUUACUUUCUUAAGCAUUACAUUUAGCCUGGCCAAGAGAGGCUAUGGUUGUGUUAUUGCUUUUUUGACUUGUGUAAAAUGUUGUUUGAAUUGAACAGAUUAGAUAGUAUAGUAUUAAUUUUCCUUUAUGUAUAGUCUUCAGCUCAAUUUAGAAUUGCAAAAUAAUGAGACAUUUUUCUGUGAACAGAUCCUUUUAUGGAGAUAGGUUUUUCUUUUCAAAGAUUUAUUCCAUGUCACCACUUCAAAAUCUAUGUGUAGCUGAAUCUGCAGCCUCAGAAAGAGAGUACAGGAAAGCUUUUAGGGCCUCCUUUUCUUGUGUUGGUUUUGCUAACACUAAUCCAUCUUUUCAAUGGAAAGAUGGUAGGUGGGUGUGUGUGUGUAUGCAGUUUGGGGAAAAUGUUAGAAUUUUUUUCAAGUCAACUCUUUUACAGAUAACUAGUACUCAUUGGCCAGAAAUUAAGAUCCCUUUAGGUAGAGAUAGAUCCUCAAAACCAAAGUUGGACUGGAAAUUAGAUUGAGAGGGAAGAUACAGUUCUAUCCAAAGUCAAUAAAAUCUGUCUUUCUGGGUCUGCUUAUUAAUGCUAUGGAUAGCUCCUUCUCUGUCUUAGAACAUCUCCUGGACUGGAAAUAUGACAUAGCAGCCAGCUCAUUUGAAAGUCAGAGACUUUCAGUUAAACAUCUUUUAUAAGACUUUUAAAUAAUAACAUUUACUCGUUAUAUGAUUAUAAAAAUGUUUAACAUAGAAAUAUAGGAAAUUAUUAAGUCUAAAGAAGGAAAGCCACUAUUAUUUAACCGAUGAGACUCAUUUAUUUUUCCUGACUUCCUUCUGUUAUCCAACACAAAGCCAGAAAAAGCUUUUUUAAAAAAUUGACACAGCCAUUCCUCAUUGUCUUUUACCACAAGUGUGGAAGACUGGGGUGCAAGCAAUUGUGCCUACCCUUACUGUAUUCCUUUAGAGCAUUGCCCUUUUCUAGACAAACAAUCUGAAAAUAAUUCUGUUAGUAUGUGUCUUUUAAGUCUUAACUGCAGUGUAAGAUAUUACCCAAAAGCUGUAGGGAGUUCAGGUCAUUGGCAAUUUUAUCUCUAAGACUGAUUUUAAUUUUUAAGCCCUUUAUGCACCAUUAUGGACAUUGGGAGCAUAUUCAUACCCAUGAAGAGCUUUCUGUUUAGAUGGACUUUUUAAUAUAACCAUAAUUAAAUCCAUACCCAAAAAGGACAAAGGAAAAGCAGAGAAAA
Camelus dromedarius (Arabian camel) is the source of this 10935-nucleotide messenger RNA. RefSeq names its product muskelin 1 (gene MKLN1). Gene Ontology annotation, cellular component: cytoplasm. Gene Ontology annotation, molecular function: protein binding. NCBI's taxonomy places the organism in Eukaryota, Metazoa, Chordata, Mammalia, Artiodactyla, Camelidae. The coding region runs from base 574 to 2781 and encodes 735 amino acids. The record is from RefSeq and is a predicted model, not a curated record. The transcript has 20 exons.